Molecule: messenger RNA, 825 nt
Organism: Mycena indigotica
Lineage: Eukaryota; Fungi; Basidiomycota; Agaricomycetes; Agaricales; Mycenaceae
Exons: 1
Coding region: 1-825 (274 amino acids)
Source: RefSeq, a predicted model, not a curated record
AUGGCCCAACAACUACCUGUUGAAUUAUGGACGCAAAUCCACUGCCUGGCAUGUACCGACGACGGAUUUGCUGGGCGGGCCCUUUCUCGUGUCUCGAAGGAUUGGCGGUCAAUAUCUGCCCCAUUCAAAUUCCAGUCUAUCGCACUCGUAGGCGCCAGACCCAUUCUACGAUUUGUUGCUCUCCUGGAUGCGACCCCUGAAGCUAACGUCGAGUCGCUGUUUGUUGGCUGUGCGCGUCCCCGGCCAUGGCUUACGGAGCGCCUCAUACUACAGGAAGAGCGGGCGCGGGGUCUGGUCUUUAGUGAGCGGCUCUUUCCCGAACUUGGCAUCUCUCCCGAGACAGAGUGGGUCGGUAUAAGCAUGGAAGCCAUCGAGUCGAGCGUGCAAAGAAUAUUGACCAUUCUGGCCGGGACGCUCGCAACUCUUCAUGUGCACGUUUAUUACCCCCGCCCAAGCCCACUCUUCUACAAGCUCAAGUUUCCGCGCUUGCGGGUGCUUGUCCUCCACGGGGUAUUUGGCAUCUCUACUAACAUGGGCAGCGUGGACUCUCUCCCAGCGCUGCGAUAUCUACGGCUAAGCGGCUCGCCGACCCCUGGCCAGACCAUCAAGCCGAGCGUAUUGCUCAAUUUGAUUGCGAAUGCCGCACCGUGUUUGAUCAAGGUCCAUUUGACCCAAUCAGCACUAAGCGCAGAGUUGAGUGUGGUGACGCGCGAUUUGCAGGAGAGCAUUGGAGAGGACGACAUUGAGAAGGAUAGAGAAGGUCAUUAUCGAGCUGGAAAAGUCAAGGAGCCGAUCACCGAUGCCGGGUCAGCAAACUGGCCGUGA